GUGUGUCACAGAGAGGAAACAUGUAUAGCGCUGCGAACAGGAUGAUGGACGAGGUCAGUCGGACAGAAGGAGAAGAGGAGGAGAAAAAAGAGGAGGAGAAGGAAGAGUGUGACACCUUCAGCGCCACAUUUGAGUGCUCUGUGGAGGACGCUGACACAGAGGUGGAGGACGAAGAGGAGGAGGAGGGAGGAGGAAGAGAAGAACAGAGCAGAGCAGUAGAAGGAGAGAGGAAGGUGGAGGAGGAGGAGGAAGAGGAGGAAGGCGGAGGAGAGGAGGGGACAGAACACCCGAACCAGGACACUUUCAGCUCGGCUUUUGAACUCAUUGUGGAGCAGGUAUCCGGGGCAACGGAGGAUGAGGAGGAGGAUGGAGAGGUGCGGGAGAGAAGAGUGAGUGUGAGAGAGGGGGAUGAGGAGGACGAGUGUGAUGGCGGAAACGACGAGGAGUGCUCGCGCGACGCGCAGGACGGCUUCAGCUCCACCUUCGAGCGCAUUGUGGAGUCGGAGCUGCUGAGGGGCGGCACCUGCUACAGCUCGCUGGACUCGCUGGACGUGCUGUCGCUGACCGACGAGACGGACAGCUGCGUGAGCUUCGACGCGCCGCUCACGCCGCUUAUCCAGCAGAGGGCGCUGGUGGGGCCGGAGCCGCCCGAGCUGGAGCUGGAGCCCGUCCAGGAGGGAGAGGGGGAGGAGGGGGAGGGAGAGGAAGGGGAGGAAAGAGGGAUGACAGUGCGGGCCAACGGAGGAGGGGGGGGCGGGAGUCCGCUCCGGACCACCAUUCCGGGAAGCCGCUCGGAAAACGUGCUGAGCCAGCGAGCCAUUCCCAACGGAUUCCACGCAGACACACACAGCAAUGGGGACAGCGCAGGCAUCCCCACCUCUAUGAGUGAUGCCAGCUUGGCAGAUGUGCUCUCAGACUCCGAGUCGGAACUCGGCAGCUUGGAACAGCUUGCCCGCGGGAGCACAGAUACACUCGCCAAUGGUUGCCGUGCCGACUCUGACGCCGCAAAGCGAUUGGCCAAGCGUUUGUAUCACCUGGAGGGAUUCAAACGCUGCGAUGUGGCACGACACUUGGGCAAGAAUAACGACUUCAGCCAGAUGGUGGCGUCGGAGUAUCUAACCUUCUUCGACUUCUCUGACCUGUCACUCGAUCGAGCUCUCAGGAGUUUCCUGAAGGCGUUUCCUCUGAUGGGGGAGACUCAGGAACGGGAGAGGGUGUUAGUGCACUUCUCCAAGAGGUUCUGCCACUGCAACCCUGAUACACUCACUUCUGAAGACGGAGCCCAUACACUGACCUGUGCGCUCAUGCUCCUCAACACAGACCUACAUGGACACAACAUUGGUAAAAAGAUGUCCUGUCAACAGUUCAUCAGCAACCUGGAUGGACUGAAUGACGGCAAAGACUUCCCCAAAGAAGUACUAAAGGUGCUGUACAACUCCAUAAAGAACGAGAAGCUUGAAUGGGCUGUUGAGGAAGAAGAGUUGAGGAAGAGUCUGUCAGAGUUGGUGGAGGAGCAGUGUGAGGGCGGGGCCAGAAGGGGGGUCCGGGUAACGGAUGGGAAUAACCCUUUCAUCGCCAUUCCCCUCUUGGUCAACGCUGUGACCUACAAACACGGGAUACUGACCCGCAAGAGUCAUGCCGACAUGGAUGGCAAACGCACUCCUAGGGGUCGCCGUGGCUGGAAGAAGUUCUACGCUGUGCUGAAGGGGAUGAUUCUCUAUCUGCAGAAGGAUGAGUAUAAGCCAGAUAAGGACCUGUCGGAGGUGGACCUGAAGAAUGCGGUGCGUGUGCACCAUGCCCUGGCCACUCAGGCCACCGACUACAGCAAGAGGCCCAACGUCCUAAAGGUCAAAACGUCCGACUGGAGAGUGUACCUCUUCCAGGCCCCGAGUGAAGAGGAGAUGCUGUCGUGGAUCUUCAGGAUAAACUUGGUCGCUGCACUCUUCGCUCCUGCCUUUCCUGCAGCCAUCGGCUCAAUGAAGAAGUUCUGCAGGCCAAUACUGCCAUCAUCUGGCACCAGACUAAAACAGGAGGAGCAGCUGUGCGCUCAUGAGAACAAGGUGAAGCAGAUCUCUCUGGAGCUGGAGGAACACAGAAGGAGUUUGCCUGAGCUCUCUCCCAAGAGCAGAGAUACGGAGGAGCACCGCCUCAAAGAACACUACCUGGCCUACGAGAGGAGCCGUUAUGAGACAUACUCGUCGCUGCUGCAGGCCAAGCUGCGUCUGGAGACGGACGACCUGGACCGUCUGGAGGUGUGUGUGCUGAGCGGCGAGGCAGCCGCACGGGACGGAAUCAUGCGCAAGACCCAGUCCAGCCCGCACAUCAGCCCUGGACACGGCAUCAAUGGACGGAGCAUGCCACGGACACCCCCUCGGAGCUGAACACACACACACACACACACACACAUAGUAUUCAUACACACACAUGCAAGAACAUUUACUCACAAACUUCAUUUACAUACACACACACACACACACACACACACACACACACACACAUACACGCACGCACACACACACACACACACAUCCAUCAUCCAUGUUCAAUGCAAGGCAAAUGCCGUUAACAAAUCCCAAACAUAAACACUGUACUACACAGACCGACGUAAAACACACCGACUCCACACUCACAGACACACCCCUCCCUCACACCUGACCUUUAACCUUUGCUCUCUGACCUCUGCGCUUGAGAGGAGGAGUGGAAAAUAGGAGUGGAGGAAAAAAAACAGAACACAAAAAAGCAAAAACAAAACAAAUGUAGCAUAAAUAGCUCCUUAAGUCCCCAGUCCAUGGGCUUAGUGCCACCAUAAGUAUUAUAGCUGUUGUCCUGACAACUGCAGUGUUGCCACCAGGCUUGUGCAAAAUUCCAGAAUUUAAUUGAAACUGGCUCUUAAAUUCCAAUUCAAUUCUUGAAUUUCACUGGCAUUUCAAUUGAGGUAGCAAACAGGAAGCAGAAUUGCAAUUCAAAUUGUGCACAACCCUGGUUGCCACUAGCAUUCCAUUCUGUGCCAAAUGCAACAUAGAAAGAGAAAUCCUCCAAGAGGACGGGACAGAUCGUCAGCAGAGGAACCAUGGGAACCACUACGAUGUCACGUCACAGUGACAUCACGCCUGCAUGACGUCAUAGAUCUGGAACUUUUGGUGGUACUGCUGCCAUCAGAGUGUGGUUUAAUCAGAGAGGGUGGAGUUUAGGAUGUGUGGGGUGGUUUCUUACAAGGGCUCAGCCCAUCUGACAAAGCAACACAAACCAAGACUCACACACAACCACACACACACACACACACACACA
Messenger RNA from Alosa sapidissima (American shad), 3288 nucleotides. RefSeq names its product pleckstrin and Sec7 domain containing 2 (gene psd2). NCBI's taxonomy places the organism in Eukaryota, Metazoa, Chordata, Actinopteri, Clupeiformes, Clupeidae. The record is from RefSeq and is a predicted model, not a curated record. Gene Ontology annotation, biological process: regulation of ARF protein signal transduction. Gene Ontology annotation, molecular function: protein binding; guanyl-nucleotide exchange factor activity; phospholipid binding.